This is a messenger RNA of Paramacrobiotus metropolitanus, 1062 nucleotides long. RefSeq lists its product as uncharacterized. The record is from RefSeq and is a predicted model, not a curated record. The transcript is spliced from 5 exons. Lineage: Eukaryota; Metazoa; Tardigrada; Eutardigrada; Parachela; Macrobiotidae. Bases 182 to 721 code for a protein of 179 amino acids.
UGCAGGACUGGCUACCGCGCUUUUCUGGUGAUAAGUCCAUAGUCAAGUCACAAGUGACAAGUGGUUGAAGUACUCUGUAGCUCAAGUUUUUCUGCGGAGUAUCCUAACUGUUGAUUUUCGUUUGGACUUUGAUUUGCAUCUGAAAGGCGAGAAAUAUUGAAUAUUUACCAAUUGGUGUAGAAUGCCGACAUCCAGAUCGUAUUCGAGUGCUUCGGAAAAAGAUAACGACAAGGAAACUGAACGGGAGGAAAAGCUGGUGGAAAACGUGGAGCGUUUUCUUGAGGAUGAAUCACCGAACAACCACCAAGCACUGAAAAAUGAAAUUAUCGCUCUCAAUGAGAAAGAGAAGGAAGUCUUGCGCGAAAUUGAAGAAGAGCAGAAGGAAAAUGAGAAUUUGGUGUCAAAAUUACGAGCUCUUGAAGCACAGCUUUCGAGCCCAGAUGGUAUUACUUUAUGGCUCCGUUUCCACCAACGAUGUAUGCGCGAUUUUUUGAGAAAGCUGACUGUGGAGCAAAAAGACCAGCUGAAGCAUGAACAAGAUAAAGAAGUCAAGGAAGUGAAGUACACGAAAGCAGUCUUAUUUAUUCUAUGCCGGCUUCAUUCUGUUUUCCUGCCUUCUUCACAUUCGCUUACUGAAUUUGUCCAAGCUGUGCAGCGGGACAAUGAAGAGCUUCUUGGUGGGUUAUUGGAGGAGUUUAAGGUGAUGGGACAUGUCGUGUGAGUGAAUGAAUCUGCACUGCGUAGAUGAAGCUGCGGCUGCUUGAGCAGUAUCUUGCGAUUACGCUUUUUUGCGCGUUUUUAAACUUAUUGAACCUUCGUUGAACCCCUCUAAUUUAAAAUUCAUCUCAUCCUCGAAAUUCGCAAGAUGAUCCUUUUGUUGGGGGUUGUCGCGGAAUGUGUUUGUAGAUUGUAUGUCUGGUACUUCAAGAAUCUUUCUAGUUGUACGCGCUAUUUUCGUUUGCUUGAAACUAUCGUUUGCUGUCUGAUGUCUGGUUCUACUGGUGGUGAUUGGUUUUAUGAUGCAAAACAACACUGAGACUCCAUAAAACAAGAUUAUUAAUU